Molecule: messenger RNA, 6769 nt
Organism: Oncorhynchus masou masou (cherry salmon)
Lineage: Eukaryota; Metazoa; Chordata; Actinopteri; Salmoniformes; Salmonidae
Product: basement membrane-specific heparan sulfate proteoglycan core protein-like
Exons: 28
Coding region: 153-5135 (1660 amino acids)
Biological process (GO): cell surface receptor signaling pathway
Cellular component (GO): plasma membrane
Molecular function (GO): transmembrane signaling receptor activity
Source: RefSeq, a predicted model, not a curated record
UUUUUUUUCACAGUCUUUGUACAUUUCUGUAGAAUGCUUCUCUCUAUUUCUCUGUGUGAUGGUAAAGAGGCGUGAACUAAUCCGUCUGACAUCAUAUAGGAAGUAGAGGGGUUUGUCAGAAGAACUGUAGUUCAGAGUUCCAGCAGGACAGAAUGGAGCCCACCUUGCUCUGUGUGUUACUCUUGCUGAAUACAUACAUCAACUCUGGACACUCUGAAGAUGAUGCUCUGCUCAAAGCUACACUGACUGUACAACCAAACCCUGUGUUCCCUGGAGAUACAGUCACUCUGCAGUGUGACAUAUCAGACUACACAGACUGGACGUACUACUGGUUCAGAGACAACCAUCACCUUCCCAGUCAGACCAGUAAAGCCAUAGAUAUCACCAUCCCCAUCACUCAGACUGGUCAGGUUGGUCAGUACAGAUGUGAGGGGCUGAGGACAGAUCGGCCACAGAUAUCACAACCCAGUGAUGUCGUCACCAUCAGUGUCACUGCUCUGCCCAUGGCCUCAGUGAAGAUAGUCACUCCACUGGGUCUCCUCUACCCUGGAGAGACAGUCACUCUGCAGUGUGACAUAUCAGACUACACAGACUGGACGUACCGCUGGUUCAGAUACAAUGAAGAGCUUCUCACUAAGACCAGGAAAAACAACAUCUCUCUCCCUGACCAGGCUGGUCAGUACAGGUGUGUUGGGACGAGGAAAGGUCGGCCCCAGAAGUCAUAUUACAGCUCAGCUCUCCCCAUCAUCAUCACUGCUCUGCCCACGGCCUCAGUGAAGAUAGUCACUCCACAGGGUCUCCUCUACCCUGGAGAGACAGUCACUCUGCAGUGUGACAUAUCAGACUACACAGACUGGACGUACUACUGGUUCAGAGACACCCAUCACCUUCCCAGUCAGACCAGUAAAGCCAUAGAUAUCACCAUCCCCAUCACUCUGACUGGUCAGGCUGGUCAGUACAGAUGUGAGGGGCUGAGAACAGAUCGGCCACAGAGGUCACAAACCAGUGAUGUCGUCACCAUCAGUGUCACUGCUCUUCCCAAAACUACUCUGACUGUGAAGCCAAACCCUGCAUACACUGGAGAGACAGUUACUCUGAAGUGUUCAGUUGGGUCUGACAGUAGAUGGAACUAUCAGAGGUACAAAGACUGGAAUUAUAAUGUCGUAUCCGAGUCUGUCAGACACACUAUAUCAGGAGACACUCACACCAUCAGUAGAGCUGCUGAGUUUGACCAGGGUCUCUACUGGUGUGAAGGGAGCAGAGUGUCUCGACCCACAUCUUCACAACCAAGUGAUCCUGUCACUCUCACUAUAAAAGCUCUGCCCACGGCCUCAUUGAAGAUAGUCACUCCACAGGGUCUCCUCUACCCUGGAGAGACAGUCACUCUGCAGUGUGACAUAUCAGACUACACAGACUGGACGUACUACUGGUUCAGAGACACCCAUCACCUUCCCAGUCAGACCAGUAAAGCCAUAGAUAUCACCAUCCCCAUCACUCAGACUGGUCAGGUUGGUCAGUACAGAUGUGAGGGGCUGAGGACAGAUCGGCCACAGAGAUCACAACCCAGUGAUGUCGUCACCAUCAGUGUCACUGCUCUUCCCAAAACAACUCUGACUGUGAUGCCAAACCCUGCAUACACUGGAGAGACAGUUACUCUGAAGUGUUCAGUUGGGUCUGACAGUAGAUGGAACUAUCAGAGGUACAAAGACUGGAAUUAUAAUGUCGUAUCCGAGUCUGUCAGACACACUAUAACAGGAGACACUCACACCAUCAGUAGAGCUGCUGAGUCUGACCAGGGUCUCUACUGGUGUGAAGGGAGCAGAGUGUCUCGACCCACAUCUUCACAACCAAGUGAUUCUGUCACUCUCACUAUAAAAGCUCUUCCCAAAACUACUCUGACUGUGAAGCCAAACCCUGCAUACACUGGAGAGAAAGUCACUCUGAAGUGUUCAGUUGGGUCUGACAGUAGAUGGAACUAUCAGAGGUACAAAGACUGGAAUUAUAAUGUCGUUUCCCAGUCUGUCAGACACACUAUAACAGGAGACGCCCUCACUAUCAGGAGAGCUGCUGAGUCUGACCAGGGUCUCUACUGGUGUGAAGGGAACAGAGUGUCUCGACCCACAUCUUCACAACCAAGUGAUCUUGUCACUCUCACUAUAAAAGCUCUUCCCAAAACUACUCUGACUGUGAAGCCAAACCCUGCAUACACUGGAGAGACAGUUACUAUGAAGUGUUCAGUUGGGUCUGACAGUAGAUGGAACUAUCAGUGGUACAAAGACGGGAAUUAUAAUGUAGUGUCCCAGUCUGUCAGACACACUAUAACAGGAGACACCCUCACUAUCAGUAGAGCUGCUGAGUCUGACCAGGGUCUCUACUGGUGUGAAGGGAGCAGAGUGUCUCGACCCACAUCUUCGCAACCAAGUGAUCCUGUCACUCUCACUAUAAAAGCUCUUCCCAAAACUACUCUGACUGUGAAGCCAAACCCUGCAUACACUGGAGAGACAGUUACUAUGAAGUGUUCAGUUGGGUCUGACAGUAGAUGGAACUAUCAGAGGUACAAAGACUGGAAUUAUAAUGUCGUAUCCCAGUCUGUCAGACACACUAUAACAGGAGACGCCCUCACUAUCAGUAGAGCUGCUGAGUCUGACCAGGGUCUCUACUGGUGUGAAGGGAACAGAGUGUCUCGACCCACAUCUUCACAACCAAGUGAUCUUGUCACUCUCACUAUAAAAGCUCUUCCCAAAACUACUCUGACUGUGAAGCCAAACCCUGCAUACACUGGAGAGAAAGUCACUCUGAAGUGUUCAGUUGGGUCUGACAGUAGAUGGAACUAUCAGAGGUACAAAGACUGGAAUUAUAAUGUCGUAUCCCAGUCUGUCAGACACACUAUAACAGGAGACACCCUCACUAUCAGUAGAGCUGCUGAGUCUGACCAGGGUCUCUACUGGUGUGAAGGGAACAGAGUGUCUCGACCCACAUCUUCACAACCAAGUGAUCUUGUCACUCUCACUAUAAAAGAUUAUCAGCCGUCGACAACACUGACUUCAGACAAAGAGAACAUAUUCACAGGAGACAGUGUGACACUGAGCUGUACUGUAGAGUCUCCUGGAUGGAAGUUUUACUGGUACAGACACAGACCAGACUCUACACCAGUAACCACAACCUCUGGAUACUCCUACACACUCAGCAGGGUCAGUGUCUCUGAUGGAGGACAGUACUGGUGCAGAGCUGGGAGAGGAGACCCAGUCUACUACACCCUGUACAGUGACCCAGUCCAGAUAAACGUUACUGAGAGGCCUGUUGCUGUUCUGACCCUCCAACCCAACUGGACCCAGAUAUUCAGUGGAGAGACUGUUACUAUGAGAUGUGACAUGCAGGGAGGAGGAGACACUGACUGGAACUACAGAUGGUAUAAGAAUAGUGAGUUAGUGAUCCCCUUUAACACAAAGACUGAGUACAGAAUCAGUCCUGUCUACAGGUCUAACAGUGGCUCAUAUACUUGUGAGGGUGUAAAGGGAAACAAGUUCUCCAAGACCAGUGAUGCUGUACAACUGACUGUGUCUGAUCAACCCCAACCUGUCCUGAGUAUCUCUCCUCAGUGGCUGAACCCUGGAGACUCAGUGACUCUGAGUUGUGAAGUUGACAAGACGUCAACAGGCUGGAGGUUCUCCUGCUACAGGACUGUUCCCUACAGAGCUGGGUUACCCUCCCUAUCAGACAAGUCUUACUCUCUACAGCCCCUAUCUGACAAUGUGACUAGUGAAGACUCCUACACUCUGAUCCCUGCUGGUCCUACUCCCACAGGAGGAUAUGUGUGUAGAGCUGGGAGAGGAGACCCAGUCUAUUACACACUCUACAGUCAACCUCAGUUUCUCUGGUCAGGAGAUCUGCAGCCUUCAGUGUCUCUUACAGUAAAUCCCAACAGAACUCAACACUUUACAUCAAAGUCUCUCUCACUGAUCUGUGAGUUGAAGGGGAACUCUACUGGAUGGAGACUGAAGAGAUACACAGAGACAGCAUGGCGGUCAGAGUGUCCAUCUACCUGGAGAUCAAUAACAGAAUCCACCUGCACCAUCACAUCAUUGGACACACGGUCCAGUGGAGUGUUCUGGUGCGAGUCUGGAUCAGGAGAGAACAGUAAUGCUGUCAACAUCACAGUAAAUGAUGGUGAUGUGAUCCUGGAGAGUCCUGUCCAUCCUGUGACUGAAGGAGACACUCUGACUCUGACCUGUACAUUUAGACAUCAGGGAACAAAUCCUAAACUCAAGACUGAUUUCUACAAAGAUGGAACACUCAUCAAGAAUGAGACCACAGGAGAGAUGACCAUCCCUACAGUAUCCAAGUCAGAUGAAGGAUUCUAUAAGUGUACAUCUGAUGAAGGAGAAUCACCAGAGAGCUGGGUGACAGUGAGAGUUGUUGCUCCUGGAUCCUCUACAUCAGUCCUAGUAGGAGUGGUUGUGGGUCUGCUUGUUGCUGGUGUUCUACUAGUCAUUCUCCUGGUCCUGCUGGUGAGAUAUCAAAACAGCAAAGGUUCCUGUUUCAACAGAAUAUUCUGGCCCCCUCAGCCCCAGAGAACCAACCAGGACCCCCAACAUGAACAAGAAUCUGCCCAGGGCCAGGCUCCUGAUACUGGGUAUACACAUCAGCAGCAUGGUGGCACUAACAUCUACGAUACGAUCAAUUCCUCAGACAACAAUGAUACUGAUGCUGCUGGUGCUUCUGCUGCUGGACCAAGUCAUGUGACCUACGCCCAGAUUCAACUGAAAAAGUUGGACAAAAAAAAGAAAGAAAAGAGAAAUGAUCCUAAAGACUAUCCAGUCUACUCUGAAGUGAAGACAGGGAAAGCCACAGCAGCAGCUGGACCUGUUGAUGUGACCUAUGCUGAGGUUGACCUCCAAAAGAAGGUCAAAACCAAGAAGAAGAGAGAAACAGCAACCCCAACUGAGCCAGAAUCUGUCUAUUCUCUAGUGAAGCCAUACACAGUCCCCGCAGCAGCUGGACCUGUUGAUGUGACCUAUGCUGAGGUUGACCUCCAAAAGAAGGUCAAAACCAAGAAGAAGAGAGAAAGAGCAAACCCACCAGAGGCAGAUUCAGUCUAUUCUCGAUUGAAGCCACGCUCAUGCCCCGGUCCUUGAGGGAGAUGGAGGGACACUUCAUAAUUAGAGGAGCAGGAUAAACCUGGGAAUAUAGAUUAUGCACACACACACACACACACACACACACACACACACACACACACACACACACACACACACACACACACACACACAAGCACCCCCACGCAAGCGCCCCCACGCAGGCGCCCUCACACAUACACAUAAGGAUUUAUAUGUAUAUAUAACAACAUAUAUAUUUGAUUUAAUAUUGGUUCAACUGUGUAUAACUGCAACAGGUUUUUAAACAUCGAUAUGGUGUUAUGGAUAUUAUCUGCAGCUACAGUAAUUGUAUAAAAUAAAAAAAUGAACUAUACAUUGUGAGAGUAAUGGAACUGGAAGGGAUGAUGGACGAUCAGGGAAGCAGAUCUGAUGACACCGAGGUCUGAGGAAGCAUUGAUGGUCUGAUGAUCAUAUGAACAGAGGGAGCAGCUCAGAGUAGAAAGACAGUCUGGGUCUGUUGCCUCAGCAGCGCACCAUGCUGGUGAUAGUUAGCUUAGCUGGCUAGCCACUCUUCUCCACUAACUCUAUGUAACUCCCACUUGGGUGAUGCUAUUAUGCUGCCACAAAGAUGCUGGAAGAAUUACAUUUGCAGUCAGAGUAGCUUAUCCACUAGUCCCAGCCUUCUCCUCAUACAAUCUUCUCAGUCCUUCUGCUUCUCUCCAAACCGGUGUUUCAGCAUUCUAAUCCAUUCACAGCCAAACCGUCUCCAAGCUAGCUUGUUAGUUAGCAAUUGAGCCAAAACUGGCAAAUUCGAACUUUAAAAUCAUUAUUGAUGACCAAUUAAUUAUGGAUUCUAAAUUACCAAUCAAAAAGCUGGUAGAAAAAUGGCCAUACAAAUAAACUUAAAGGCCCAGUGCAGUCAAAAAAUGUGAUUUCCUGUGUUGUGUAUAUACACAACACAGGGGCGGCAGGGAAGCAGGGUGGCAGGGUAGCCUAGUGGUUAAAGCGUUGGACUAGUAACCGGAAGGUUGCGAGUUCAAACCCCCAAGCUGACAAGGUACAAAUCUGUCGUUCUGCUCCUGAACAGGCAGUUAACCCACUGUUCCCAGGCCGUCAUUGAAAAUAAGAAUGUGUUCUUAACUGACUUGCCUUUUUAAAUAAAGGUAAAAUUAAUUUUUAAAAAUGCCAGACAUUAGGAACUACUGCCUAAUAUUCAGUUUUCCCCUUCACACUCAGACCACUCCCACGCAUUCAUAGCAUCAUUCUUGUUUGACAAAUUGCUCUUUGCUUAGCAAUUAUUUUUGUUUAUUUUUUACCACAAUCACAGUAAGAUUCUUACUUGUUACCCAGAAAUGAUUUGAUUGAGAUAAAAGUGACUGCAUUGAACCUUUAAAGACCACUGAAUAUGAUUUAAUGUGCAAAACAUUUAUGAGAACGAUCAUCAAUGGCUUCCAUAGCAGCACCAUCAUGGCUAUUUUUUUACAUUUAUUGUCAAUGUCUGAAAUGUAUUAUCAUUGAUUCAUUUUUCUGUCAUUACAUGAUAUAAUAACAUAUUUCUUUAUGAUUUUUACAAAAUACUUUCAGUAUUAUACAUGUUUUUUUUCUAUUCAACUGUACUUUUUGAAUAUCUUUGCAUUGCGCUUUUUUAAUAAACUUAAGUUUUUCAUCCACAA